Macadamia integrifolia is the source of this 1979-nucleotide messenger RNA. RefSeq lists its product as uncharacterized. NCBI's taxonomy places the organism in Eukaryota, Viridiplantae, Streptophyta, Magnoliopsida, Proteales, Proteaceae. The coding region runs from base 53 to 778 and encodes 241 amino acids. The record is from RefSeq and is a predicted model, not a curated record. The transcript has 3 exons.
UGGGUGGUAUCUAUUCUGGAAAUGUACCUGGCAUUACAGCACAGCAUCUGGAAUGGGUUCAUCAAAAGACCCUUCAAGUUCUCCAAGAAAUGGCAUUCUAGUUUUCUGGCAGAUAACUUAUAUUCCGAUGCAGUGCCAAGCCGUUUUUGCCAAGUUCAGGUGUCGUUGCUCCUCUCCCUGCUCUCGAUGGUGGCGAUUUUUUUGGAGAAUCAAUAUCCACCCCAAGUUUAAGCUUUUCUUCUGGAGGACGAUAAAUGAGGGCCUCUCUACAAAGGACAUUUUAUCUAAAUGGGUGGAUAUUGACCCUCAUUGUUAUUUUUGCCACUCCCAGAAAGAGUCUGCCUUCCAUAUUCUGUUUGAAUGUGAUCUUGCAAGGAAGGUUUGGGCCUUAGGCACACUAGGCCUUAAACCAGAUACACUACCUUGCAAUUCAGUCAAAACUCUAGUAUCAUGUUGUUUUACAUCAGGUCUAAUCCCAAAAAGGGAUCUGAAAUGGUUUUUUUCUGUAAUAAUAAUAUGUUAUUUCCUAUGGAACCACAGAAAUAAAACCCUGUUUUUAGAACAAAAACUUGAUAAACCCGAUAUUCCAAGUAUCAUUCAUCAACUUGAGUACUGGAUAGCAACCAGUAUCACACACAAUUCGCUGGAGCCCCAGGUGAUAUCUAUCCCUACUCAAAUCACAAGCCCUACCCCACAUGACAUUAAUCUUCUUAUUGUCACUAAUGUACAUGACAACAAAACAAAUAUGUCAGUUUGUGCUAUUAUUUUCCUCUCUUAGAGCACUGAAAUAUUAUGGGAAUCUAACUAUGUCUUGACAGGAAACUGUGGUGAAGCCGAGGCAUUAGGCCUCUUGAAGGGGUUGGCAUGGGCGAGAUCUGGUUGAUGGAAGGUGGACAACAUCUGGAGCGACGCUAUGGAGAUCAGACUUUUUCUAGACAAGCAGUUUAAGAAAUUAGUAGAUUUAUGGCCUAAAACUUUAAUCAUGGUAUGUCAUGAAUUGGACUUCUAUAGUAUCCCACGUUCUGUAAUAUUAAUAACCGUAACCUACUAGGACGACUUAAAUCUAUUGCAUAUAAGACUCCAAUUACUAGGACUCCACUUAUCAAAUCAAGACAACAUGUAAUUAGCCUUCUAUUAUCUAAUAUAUGUUUUUCUUUUAGCGGAAAAAAAAAAAAAAAAAUCUCAUGUAUGCUUGUGCAUGUGUACUUGUUUUCUAGACAUAAUUGUGCACCUUCCCAAUUAUGGGAGCCAAUAGAUGGCCAGUUUAGAUUGAAAAAAACAUAAAAAUGUAUAGUUCAUAUUUAUAUUGUGAUUUUUGGAAACAUUACCUUCUACCGUUACUUGGAUAACUAUACUAAUAAAUAAUAUUAAUUUUCAAAACUUUGCAAAUAGUUUUACCAAAAUGCCACUAGAUCCAAAUUUAUGCCCAUCAAAUAUAGACAUUAUCUCUCUUCGAUAUUUUCCCAAUUAGACUAGUGGAUUCCAUCUUGGGUAUCUAUUUUAAAUAUGGCUAUUCACUGUGAAUUUAGUACAUUGAUAUAUAGUCAGGAAGAUAUCAAACAAUAUGUAACAGAAUUGAUAAAGACCCCUCAAUUGUACACUACCGAUGAGAAUUUCAUUCCAAAUAAAUUGAUAGCAAGACAUGCAUGAUUCUCGUCUCAUCCAAUUAAAUAUACACACAAUAUGUACAUUUGUAGUUGUGCCCUAGAAUUUCCAUAUAUAAGUACACACAACAGGGUGUUUAUAUUCAUAGCUCUCUAAGAGCCUAUAUAUAUAUAUUUUUUUUGGGGUGGGGGGUUGGUAAAUAUAAAGUUAUAUAGCAAUAGAAAUUUGAGUUGGGCUCUUAAACGGUUGAAACUCAAAGAUGAAAAAGAUGAACCGCUUGCAUUUGAGUAAACACACCGGUUUUUGGUAAAGCGUUGCAAUAUGAACCCUAUUUCAUUUUGGCGGGAAUACAUUUGGUAGCAGUUUAUUCAGAA